This is a messenger RNA of Opisthorchis viverrini, 2361 nucleotides long. RefSeq lists its product as hypothetical. The transcript has 3 exons. Gene Ontology annotation, cellular component: membrane. Gene Ontology annotation, biological process: transmembrane transport. NCBI's taxonomy places the organism in Eukaryota, Metazoa, Platyhelminthes, Trematoda, Opisthorchiida, Opisthorchiidae. Gene Ontology annotation, molecular function: transmembrane transporter activity. The record is from RefSeq and is a predicted model, not a curated record. The coding region runs from base 75 to 1595 and encodes 506 amino acids.
AGUGAGUCUCCGUGAUGCCAUCUGCUGCUGUUCAAUAUAUUUGAGGUGUAGAUGUUUUUCGCCUGUACAAUACCAUGGAGUCAUCUGAAGACCGCAUACCAAUAGUGGACAACAAUAGCAUUUCAAACACCUCGGGUGAUCCUCAUUCUAGGCCGUCGAUAUCCGUACCAAAUAAUUACGUACAUCGCGUCUAUCCUGUGAGAUGGGCUAUUGUGCUUGUUCUGGCUUUUAUAAACGGAAGCAACGCGUAUAUUUGGAUCUCCUACGCUCCAGUAGCUAAUCAUUUCUGUGAAUAUUAUUCUACAACCGAAUACGUAUUGAACUGGAUGCAGUUGGUAUUUCCCAUUACGACCGUGCUCUUCGGUUUACCCGCUUCCUUGGUGGUUGACUGGCUUGGAAUUCGCUUCGUUCUCCUGUUUUCGGUGACAACUCACUUGAUUUGUGGUCUUGCGCGCCUGCUUUCUAGUUGCAGCACUCACUGGCCACCAACCACUAUUCGGCUGCGUCUGGUCCUAUUUGGUCAUGUAGUCGCAUCCCUAGCCCAGCCACUUUGUAUGUUUGCCCCAACAAAACUUGCCUUAGACUGGUUUCCAGAUUUCCAAAGAACAACAGCCAACACCAUUGGCUCCCUUGGAAACUCCGUUGGUGUACUCAUUGGUAGUGCCUUGGUGCCUUUUCUCGUACCCCAACCUUCUGCAAUCCCUACGUUCAAUUAUAUAACAAUGGGUCUUGUGACUUUCGGUGGGGUUUUAUCGGUGAUUUUCGUACGUAAGAAUAAACCGGAAACACCGCCCUCGGUGGCUUCCGCCGUUUUUGAAGAAAUGCACCGAAAACAUGCAGUAACUAUACCCAUGCGGCUGCAAUCGUUCGUGCGAUGUGUUAGUCUUGCCAUGAGAUCUCCCGCAUUUUUUUUACUGGCAACCACUUUUGGAGGUGGUUUGGCCUACUUUGGUGCCAUUUCUACAUUGUUACAACAGAUACUUUGCACGAAAGGCUAUUCAAACGAGUAUGCUGGAAUUUGUGGAUCACUGUUGAUUGUCGCCGGUCUGAUAGCCUCCGCCCCGUGUGCAAUUUACGUUGAUCGAACAGGAAGAUUAGUCGAAUCUGUCAAGGUUUGCUUCGUUUUAGCCACUCUGGGCUGUGUCGGGUUCAGUGUGGUUAUCUGGUUCCCUGGACAGUCGUUUCUUACAAUAUUUUUCACCAUGUGGCUCGGAGCAUUUGGAUUCGCUCAAUACAGCUUGGCCCUUGAACUUGCUGCGGAGAUCACUUUCCCCGUGCCCGAGGCGAUUACUACCGGUCUUAUGAUUAGCUUCAGCCAAAUUCUAUCGAUUGUGUUCGUGGCCGGUAUGCAAGCUGCAGCUCCCGAGGUCCACUCCAGUCCGUCUUUCACUCCAACCUGUGGGUCUGCUGUCACUCCACAAGAUUAUACCGUUCCGAACUUGGUUGUUUGCUCGACGCUCGUUCUGAUCGGAAUCAUUCAGCUGUUCGCGCUCCGCGUAACCUACAAAAGACGUGAGGCCUCUUUGUCUUUCAAUUCCCAAGUGGAUGCGCCACCAAAUCACGUUCAAUCGGUAAUCGAUGAGAUGGGGUGUUGACACGAGAUUAUCAACAUUUGCAUUUGUCUUUCAUUGUUUUUCUUUAUUUGCCACAAUCAUUCGUGUGAUUCCGAUUGAUGACCAUGCCUUCGUGCGUACCCGCACUUCCCUGAAACGGUGUAUCUAUCUCUUCUUUCAUUUUUCUAAUCUACUAAUUUGACCACUCACUUGUCUACAUUCUUCUAACCUUUGCAUUUUUGCUUUUGUUCUAUCGCCGCUGUUUUUUUUCAGUUUAGCCCACGAGCAUGGAUCGUAAAACGAGGAGUAUGAGGGAUAAUUGUAACUCAUCUUACCAUAAAUGCAUCCUUUAGGUUUUUGUUACUGAUAUCUUACAGCACGCUUGUUAGUUUUUCGUCCUCGAGUUGUCUGCUACGUUGGAUUGUGUAGGAGGCUGUUUGGUGUUGUCUUUGCCCAUUGCUACCAAAAAUCGCAAACCCGGAGAGACGAUAGAUACGCCGUCAAGAUGACUCCGUCCCGAGGAAUCCAUAUCGAGCAGUGUGUCGCUUAUACGUGACACAGAGCCAUCUUGCUUGAAACGGUCACUGACUAGUGUUAUCGUUUUUGACUGCGUGCUCUGUGUCCGUUCACUGGAGUAAGGUGAGUAUCCAUUUUGUGCCACAGGUUCCGCCAGGAUUCCGCAUGAAACUUUCAAACUGGAUCGUGUACCGCCCACUUUACUUGUCUCAAUUUUAUUUCUCACAGUCACGAUGGUGCGUUCAGAGUACGGUCUUAUGUAACUAGUCCCAGCUUUUCUUGAACAUAUUUU